Messenger RNA from Astyanax mexicanus (Mexican tetra), 4535 nucleotides. RefSeq names its product gamma-aminobutyric acid type B receptor subunit 2. Gene Ontology annotation, molecular function: G protein-coupled GABA receptor activity. Gene Ontology annotation, biological process: gamma-aminobutyric acid signaling pathway; G protein-coupled receptor signaling pathway. Lineage: Eukaryota; Metazoa; Chordata; Actinopteri; Characiformes; Acestrorhamphidae. The record is from RefSeq and is a predicted model, not a curated record. The transcript has 19 exons. Gene Ontology annotation, cellular component: membrane; G protein-coupled receptor heterodimeric complex. The coding region runs from base 887 to 3580 and encodes 897 amino acids.
GUUUUUGGAAAUGCUUGUUUCUAAACCCAUUAUCCAAUUUUACAAUGUGCUCCCGUAUUAUACAUUUUAACAGCAUACAGGAUCACUUUGUAGUUCUAUAAUUACAAACUGUAGUUAUUCUGUUUCUCUGCAUAAUUUAUUAUUCUCCAUUCUCAAGACCAUACAGGAUCACCGAAUAUCAGACAUUAUGUUGGUGAUGGCCCAUUCUUUGCACUGCAGUGACACUGACUUGGUUUUGUGUUAUUGUGUGUUGUGCUGGUAUGAGUGGGUCAGACAGGGCAGUGCUGCUGGAGUUUUUAAACACUGCACCCAUCCACUGUCCACUCUAUUAGACUCGAUUAGAUAUAAAAAGCAGAGAUAGAAGCCCAUAUGUUGCUUCACAGGUUGUUGCUGCUUAAGGGUGAUCCUGUGGGGUCAGAGGACAAUAAUAAAGUAUGCAGAGAAGCAGAAAGACUAAAAUCUGUUAUAGAUUAUAGAACAUCUAAGUGAUCCUAUUGACUUAAAGAAAUAGAUUCAAUAAUGGGUACAGGACAAGGUGGUGAACAUACUGUUAUGUUUAAUUAGUGUAUGUACAUGUAAUUUAUGUAUUGUGUCCCAUUACCAGGUUUGUGCUUUUAAAAAGUGUGAAAGAGGUUUGUUGACGCUUUUGUUGGGAGUUGAUUAGCUGGAUGGAUUUAGGUGGCAGAUGUCUGUGAGUGGCUCUUUGGCCUUGUCUUAUCCUUCAAUCCCCUUCAGUGGCUUCAUGCGAGUCUCAGAGUUAAUUCAGACAGCAGGAAUGCCCGUUCUGGGCAGAUGAGGCUUAAAGCACAGCUUAGAGCAGCGGACUCUGUGAAACCAGGAUUGGGGGUCAAGGCGUAGCUGCAGAAACGCUGCUCUUUGAUGCAGGAUGGAUGACUGCUGGACUCUGCUGAAGGUUCUUAUGAUGUGGGAGCUGCUGUACUUUCCAUGGCUGGGACUGUGUCAAAGGAGAGAGCAGCUGCCUGUGCUGUGGAUUAUGCCUCUGAGCAGCGAGCCAGCGUGGGGCAACGUCACAGCUGAGGUCAUGCCUGCAGUCCAGCUCGCACUACAGCACCUGAGCAAGCAGCCUGCACCUUUACGCAACUAUGAGCUUCAGUUCCACUUUGCAGACUCCAAGUGUGACAAUGCCAGAGCACUGAAAGGUUUUUUCGAGGCCAUAUUCUAUGGUCCCAAGUACCUGACAGUGUUUGGAGGACUGUGUUCAUCAGCGACGUCGACCAUCGCUCAGUCUCUACAGGCCUUUAACCUCCCUCAGCUGUCCUUUGCUGCAACAGCUCCUGCAUUUGCAAACAAAAGUAGAUACCCCAACUUCUUCCGUGUUGUGCCGUCAGACAGUGCAGUUAACCCAGCACUGCUGAAGCUUCUCAGCUAUUAUGGAUGGAGGAGAGUGGGCACACUGACCCAGCAGGAGGAGAGAUUUACUGAGGUACAGAAGGAUCUGACUGAGAUUCUGAACGAGGUCGGAGUUGAGCUGGCAGAAGCUCAGUGGUUCUUUGGUGACCCCUGUUCUGCAGUCAAGACAUUAAAAGAAAAUGACGUGAGGAUAGUUAUUGGUCAGUUUGAUGAGUUUUCAGCUGCAAAGGUCUUCUGCUGUGUCUAUCAGCUGGGCAUGUUUGGUCACAAGUACCAGUGGAUCCUCUCAGGUUGGUCACAGACAAGCUGGUGGACUCACACAGGCACCUCUAACUGCUCUGCUCAGAGUAUACUAAAUGCAAUGGAGGGCACUGUCAGUGUGGACUUCGAGACCCUCAGCUCAAGACACACCAGAGGUGUUUCAGGAAGAACCCCACAGGAGUACAAGAGAGAGUAUGAGAGAAGGUGCAUGUUGAAGGGUUUGGGUUCCAGUAAGUUCCAUGGCUUUGCAUACGAUGGCACCUGGGUGCUGGCUAAAGCUCUGACAGAGGUCAUGGAGAUGCUGAAAUACAGAGAGAAAUAUAGCAUACAUCGCAACCUUACCAUAACUGACCGAGAAGUGACACACAUGAUCCUACAGGCCCUGGGCGACACAAAGUUCUUUGGUGUGACUGGGCAUGUUUUGUUCCGAAAUGGUGAGAGAGUAGCAAAUAUCAAAUUUGCCCAGUUUCAAGCUGGCAAAGAGGUCCAGGUUGGAGAGUACAGUGCCAUCACAGACAGGCUGGUGUUUGCCAGUCCCAUUUGGUUCAAAGGACACGAGUAUACUAGGGACCAUACCCACAUAUACCCCCAGAGGAUGGAGAUCAACAUAAUUCUCUACAGCAUUUUAGCAUCCAUCUCUGCUUUAGGCAUUCUCAUGUCCAUUGCCUGCCUUUUCUUCAUCAUCCUGAACCAUGGCCACAGGUCCGUCCAGAUAUCAAGUCCUUCACUGAACACACUACUGAUCCUGGGAACUCUGUUAUCCUAUUCUUCUGUCUUCCUCUUUGGACUGGAUGGGUCAUAUGUCUCUGAGGGAGUGUUUGAUGCUCUGUGCUCUGUCAGAAUAUGGUUCAUAACCAUUGGAUACACUACAGCAUUUGGGACAAUGUUUGCCAAAAUCUGGAGAGUCUAUUCCAUGUUCAAUCACAUCAGUGCUCAGAAAAGGAUCAUAAAGGACCAUGUGUUGUUUAGAAUAGUCUGUGGUCUGCUGCUGGUCGAUGUGUGUUUCUUAAUCAUUCUGCAAGUUUUGGAUCCUUUGCGAAGGUUGGUGGAAGAAUUCAGUUUGGAGGCCGACCCUGAUUUAAGAGACUUUGCCAUUCGUCCAUUUUUGGAGCACUGUGAGAACAGUUAUAUGAACAUUUGGAUGGCCUUCAUGUAUCUUUCUAAAAGCUGGCUUGUGCUCCUCAGCUGUGUCCUGGCCUGGAAGACACAUCCCCCAAACACCCUUGUGUUGAGUGACUGCAGGUGGACCCGGAUCAGUGUGUGUCUCACAGGCCCUCUAAGCGUGAUUGGAGCUUGUGUGGGUUUACUGACCAGAGAUCAGCCGAAUGUCCAGUUCUGUGUUUUGGGCAUUGUCAUCAUCACCUGCUGUUCCGUCACUCUCAGUUUGACGUUUGUUCCAAAGGUUGAUGUCUGUCUUUUUCUGCUUAUCCUGAUGAGGACAAACCCUGAUGGAGCAUCCCUGCCUGAGCAGUUUCACACUACUGAGACGGAAAAAGAGAGGGAGUGUGUGAGCGAGGUGAAAGAACGAAUGAAGCAGAGGGAAUCCAGUGCUUCUAGCUGUUUGAAACUGAUUAUUACAUCUCCACUUGAAGUUCUACAGUCAGACAACCAACAUCUUACCAGGCACAUCAUUGAGCUGAACUGGGAGCUUGAAGAACUGGCCAGGCAGCUUCGGGAACUGAGCGCACUAUCAUACAGAUCCAUUAUAAGCAUGCAAGAGUCUGGAGAGCUCACAGGCACCGAGAAAUGUCAGACACUUCCAACUGGCUACAGUGGCAAAGAUUUAGAAGACAUUAACUCUCCUGAACAAGUUCAGCGGAGACUCUCACUGCAACUACCUAUUCUGCACCAUGCUUACCUGCUCUCAAUUGGAGGAGUCAAUGCCAGCUGCAGCACCCCCAGUAGCCCCAGCGCACAGCACAUGGCACUAAUGGGAUUAUGGCACUAACGUGUCUUAAGACUUGCAAAUCAGACUGUGACCUGAGGGACUGGAGGGUCAAGAACUGCCUACUUUUACAAGAAGGGCCCAUUUCAUCGACAUCCAAAAUUACUAUAUACCACAGAUCUUUGUUUUUGCAUGAUGUGUUUUUUUAAAUGGUGCUUUAACAAAACAGACCAAAAAUCUAGCUAUAUCAGACUUUUAAAAAGUUGGGUAUGGACCCCCAUUAGGGCUCUGCACAGACAUUAAAAUUAGAGUUUGAGACAAUUUACAGAUGACACCAAAAUGGAUUGUUGUGGCAGCGUUUUUUUGUUGGCCAGUGUGUUCUUAAAGUUAUUACUUCAGCAAAUGGUGGCUCUACUGAAUAACAAUCAGAAAGGUUGAAGUACUCUGAUUAAAAAAACUUACUUAAAUAUAAUACAUUUAUUUUUUAGACCGUUGGUGUAGAUUCUAUUAGCUUCACUUAUUGUUUGAGAAUUGUAAGAAGGAUUUGCUCCAGAUUGAUCAUGUUGUUUAAAUGGCAUAAAUGAACUGCAAUUUUUAAAUAAUACCACCGAUUCCUAGUUAAAUUGAGAUCCUAAAUUCGACUGGGUCAUUAAGUAACAUUUACCACAAAUCCCAUAACACAUAUUAAUGGUUGUUGGUGGGUUGGUAAACAUAUUGCAGUUUAAAUAUGAGAUUUAAAUGUAGGGAAUUAUGUAACUUUGUAAAACAGAAAAAUUAACUAUUUUGUAUUUAUGGUUUGUGUUACGAUUUCAUCACAUAGCAUCAUCACAAUAUUUUUGUAGAUGUGUGACUGUGGAGCAGAGAGACAUAUCAAGAAAAAAAGUCUCUUUGUCCCAAACAGCUUAACAGUGUGAAAUCAGGAAUCUGCCCUAAGGUUGCCUUUCUUUUGUGGUUUGUGCUUGACUGUUAUCUUCACUUAAAAUAAUUGUUAAUUAAAUGAAAUAGGGAUUGCUUUUCA